Myripristis murdjan (pinecone soldierfish) is the source of this 7763-nucleotide messenger RNA. RefSeq names its product neuroligin 2a (gene nlgn2a). The record is from RefSeq and is a predicted model, not a curated record. NCBI's taxonomy places the organism in Eukaryota, Metazoa, Chordata, Actinopteri, Holocentriformes, Holocentridae. Gene Ontology annotation, molecular function: neurexin family protein binding. The transcript has 9 exons. The coding region runs from base 579 to 3092 and encodes 837 amino acids. Gene Ontology annotation, cellular component: membrane.
AAGAGGACGAGGAGGAGGUGGACAACGAAAUCUCAGGAAAAAAAAAAAAAAUCAAGAGGUGGCACCCCCCAUCCCACCAAGACCACCACCCGUGGACCGCAAAUUAACAGGGUUCAGCGGCUGAUAACUACAUCGAUCCGGAUCAGUGAGCUAAACUGAACAGUCUGGAUAAGAAGGAGCCAGUAGGGAUGGAACGUAACAGAACUGCGGACUGGGAAGCAUUUCGGACCAUCUUCACACAGCAUCAACACUGACCUGGCACCGGCACUGGCACCGAGGGCAGACCUCCUUCCCAAACCCCCCAACGAUUUCCCCCCUAGCAGACCCUGGGUUACACUGUCUCACCCUCCACCUCACCUCAACUACUCCGCUUUGGAGCCCUUAUCAAACCUUAAACUCCUCUUAGUCUUUGAAGGUCUGCCUGCUUUUGUUGUUCUUUGAGCAUUUAAUCCCCUACUUACCCUGUAAAUUCUAGAUUAUUGGUUGUAAUCCAUAUACAGACGAGAAGGACAGAGGUAUUUUCUGUUCUGCACCCUGUCUGGACCCAGUCAGACCAUAAGAACAGAACAGACCCAGUCAUGUACCUCUUCCCAGUUUCUCUAAGUAAACGAGGUGGGUGGGGUAUGUCGGCUCGGCCACGGCCCCUUAGCCUCAUUGCAGACGGGUGCCUGCUGGGUGCGCUGGGCUUGGCGCUUCUCCUCAGCCUGGCCUCCUGCCAGAAGAUGGACCUUUCCAAGCAUCCCAUGGUCACCACCAACUAUGGCAAGUUAAGGGGAAUCAAGAAAGACUUGAACAACGAGAUCCUCGGCCCUGUGGAGCAGUACCUCGGAGUGCCCUACGCCACCGCGCCCAUUGGCGACCGCCGUUUCCAGCCGCCUGAAGCCCCAGGGUCCUGGCAGGAGAUCCGCAACGCCACCCAGUUUGCCCCCGUGUGCCCUCAGAACGUGCACGGUGUGCUCCCAGAGAUUAUGCUCCCUGUGUGGUUCACGGACAACCUGGACGUGGCAGCGGGCUACAUUCAGAACCAGAGCGAAGACUGCCUCUACCUCAAUAUCUACGUGCCCACGGAGGAUGGUCCGCUCACAAAAAAACACGAUGAAUCUUCAAUGAACAAGCCUCGAGAUGAAGAUAUCCGUGACCGCAGGAAGAAGCCCGUGAUGCUGUUCAUUCACGGAGGCUCCUACAUGGAAGGCACUGGAAACAUGUUUGAUGCCAGCGUCCUGGCGGCCUACGGCAACGUCAUCGUGGUGACCAUGAACUACCGGCUUGGCGUGCUCGGCUUCCUCAGCACUGGUGACCAGUCCGCCAAGGGUAACUACGGCCUGCUGGACCAGAUCCAGGCCCUGCGCUGGCUCAAUGAGAACAUCGGCCACUUUGGCGGAGACCCAGAGAGGAUCACUAUCUUCGGCUCUGGAGCCGGGGCCUCCUGUGUCAACCUCCUCAUCCUCUCACACCACUCGGAAGGUCUGUUCCAGAGGGCGAUUGCCCAGAGUGGCACAGCCAUCUCCAGCUGGUCGGUCAACUACCAGCCCCUCAAGUACACCAAGGACCUGGCCAAGAAGGUGGGCUGCACCUACACAGAGACUGCCGACCUGGUCGACUGCCUCAGGCGCAAGAACUUCAGGGAGCUGGUAGAUCAGGACAUCCAGCCGGCCCGCUACCAUAUUGCGUUCGGCCCCGUGGUGGAUGGAGAUGUGGUGCCCGACGACCCCGAGAUCCUAAUGCAGCAGGGGGAGUUCCUCAACUAUGACAUCCUGAUAGGAGUGAACCAGGGAGAAGGGCUGAAGUUUGUGGAUGACAGCGAGGACAACGACGGCAUCUCAGCCGCAGCGUUUGACUACACCAUCUCUAACUUUGUCGAUAACCUGUAUGGAUACCCAGAGGGUAAAGACAUCCUGAGGGAGACCAUUAAGUUCAUGUACACAGACUGGGCAGACAGGGACAACGGCGACAUGCGGAGGAAGACGCUGCUCGCUCUCUUCACAGACCACCAGUGGGUGGCCCCAGCCGUGGCCACCGCCAAACUCCACGCCGAGUUCCAGUCGCCAGUUUACUUCUACACCUUCUACCACCACUGCCAGACUGAGACUCGCCCCGAAUGGGCGGACGCCGCCCACGGAGACGAGAUACCCUAUGUGUUCGGUGUGCCCAUGAUCGGUGCCACGGACCUGUUUCCAUGCAAUUUCUCCAAGAAUGACGUAAUGCUGAGUGCUGUGGUGAUGACCUACUGGACCAAUUUUGCCAAGACCGGGGAUCCUAACCUGCCGGUCCCUCAGGACACCAAGUUCAUCCACACCAAGCCCAACCGCUUUGAGGAGGUCAUCUGGACUAAGUUCAACUCAAAAGACAAGCAGUACCUCCACAUUGGCCUGAAGCCUCGUGUCAGAGACAACUACAGAGCCAAUAAGGUGGCCUUCUGGCUGGAGUUAGUGCCCCACCUCCACAGCCUGCAUGACGAGAUCCUCAGCACCAGCACCAGGCCACCAGGUCUGCCACCAGGCCCUGGCCACGGCUCACACAGACCCUGGCCUAGGACACCAAGCCCACGUACCCGUCAGCCCUACCCUACCUUCCCCUCCGAUCCAGAGCCUGAGGGCUCGGAGCGUCCGCACCAGGACCUCUUCCCUGGAGACACCCGGGACUACUCCACCGAGUUGAGUGUGACAGUUGCCGUGGGCGCAUCGCUCCUCUUCCUCAAUAUCCUGGCCUUCGCAGCACUUUACUACAAACGUGACAAGCGGCACGAGAUGCGACGCCACCGGCUGUCCCCUCAGCGGGGCGGCCCGGCCAACGACCUGGCCCAUAGCCAGGAAGAGGAGAUCAUGUCUCUGCAGAUGAAGCACUCGGAGCACGACGCUCACCAUGACAUGGAGCCCCUCCGGCCUCAUGACAUCCUGCGGCCUGCCUGCCCACCCGACUACACAUUGGCGCUGCGCCGCGCCCCCGACGACGUGCCACUGAUGACACCAAACACCAUCACCAUGAUUCCCAGUACCAUUACCGGCAUGCAGCCUCUCCAUGCCUUCAACACCUACCCCUCCACCGGCCACAACAACACCCUGCCCCACCCCCACUCCACCACCAGGGUAUAGUAGGGACUGGCCCCACACAGCACCACCGAGGGACCGGGAGGACUGGCUCUGCUACCGAUCUGGAUUAGGAGGCCUCUGGAUCUGGGCCUUUGUUCCGUUCUCUUACUCUCUUGUUUCUCCAAAAACAACUCAAGCUCCUCCGUCAUCUGCUGUCAAAGCUUAGCAGCUCCCUUCACUGGUGGUGUGUGGAGACGCAACUGAACUGCAAGGCAGCAGAUGAUCAUCUUGGGGGCGAUUUAGAUCUUUUUCAAAGACACUGUUUUCAAAGGAGGUCUAGUGUUCCUUCAAUCAGACUAAAGCCGCCUGAAAUCUGUCGAUGGGACGAAUGUCUUUCGCCCCUCUGUGUUUUCCCCCUUUUUACUUUGGUGUCAACUCUCUUUCUCUCCCUGGUGUUUUGUGUGCUUCUAGCCUUCUAUUUUCUACAUCUGCCUCUUAUCCCCGCUGUGUUCCUCUCAUUCAGCCUGUGAUUCCCUCCCUCCCUCCAAGGAUUCAUAAACUACUGAGUUGCUGGAGUCUUUUUCUUAAAGGGGGGGGCAUAGAGUACAUACAGUAAGCAUAUAACUAUGAAAACAUUGAUAUCCGAUACUGUCAUUCUACCAGCAUUCUUGGUGCCAAGUAUGUACUACUGUGUUUGUUUUCCCAUCUGGGGAAAAACUUAAGAAAAUUCUAGAGUAUUCCUAUUUACUGUCAACUAACAGAUGCUGUGUGUUCUCAUGACAAAGUGCCAAACUGGCCUCUCGUUUUUUUCCUUCUUUCAUCUUUUUUUUUCCAAGCAUUUGUUUGAUUGUUGCUUUUUGUGGAAAGAUUUUUUGCUGAAAAUAUAGAUAUAGAGAAAUGAUAUUAUAUAUAGUUAUAUAUAAAUGUGUACAAAGAAGAAAGUAUAUAAAUGGGUUUUCUCAGUGGGGAUCUAUGCAUGAAUUAUUUUUAAAGAUGAUGACGGGGCAAAGGACACUGUAUCUGUCAAUGCACGUUUCCCAACUCUAAUCAAAUCAUAUGUCUCCACUUUGGAUAUUUUGUUCGUUGUUUUUCCUCUCUGUAACUAAAACACAGAAAACCGCAAAGUCACCCAACAAGGUCUCCCCACCUCCUGCCAACCCACAUUUACAAAAACAAAUCAUUGCCACACAUCUAAGAACGUCUUGGGGUGAAAGCAACAACUGUGAACAUGAUUUCAAAUCCUCAUCUCUCCAUCCUCGCCUCUCCCUCAUGACAUUGUUCAGAGGUACUGCAACAAGCGGUUGGCACAGCGGGCCAGCUGUCUGUCCUACAGUAGCUACUCUCUCUUUCCAUCUAUAACAGGAUGGUGGGUUUUUAGGGUACGUGAAGUACCAAACUCGUCAUUGUAGCUUGCCUGUGCAGAAUUAUUUUUGUAUUUCAGUCAGGGUGAAGAACAAGGAAAAGACAGGCAGCUUCUCCUCUUUUACUCAGACUCUGCUACUCCCUUACUCUCACACUGUCUGCGCCCCUAUUUCCAGCACAUGCAUAUUCUGUUUGAUGUGUGUGUGUGUGUGUGUGUGUGUGUCUGUGUGUGUGUGUGUGUGUGUGCGAUUUCAUGCACGUACGUGAGGCAAGCAUGUCAGCGUUGCUUCAUAUGGGCAUAGGUGGGCCUAAUUAGUGAGCAAAGAAAUAGAGGCAGACAGACAGCAUCACCCCGGUGGUGUAAACUCAGACUCCAAAAUGAGCUUCUUCCAGCUGUACACCCAAACACCCCCCCUCCUAAUUCACAUCACUUACCCGUCCUCCUCCCCAGCACCACUAAUAAACUAGCAUUGUAUCGUAGACCAUAUCAUCAGGAUUGCCCGUAAAUCUCCUGCCGUGACUAAACUCCAAACCUUGUAUCUUCACUGUGUCACCAUCCAUUCUACACAAUCUCUGACCUCAGCUCAGCUCUGCUAAAAUCCUCACAUUAAAGGGUCAACUUGUCGGUUGUAAAUUAAACUCUAAGCACACUGAGGGCAACCGGUGGGCUUUCGCAGCCAGUCGGCGCAGAGCCAGAAGAUGAAAAGGAGACGUGGAUCUCCUAAAACAGGGUAGUAGCAGCAUGGUUGACAACUGCUGUUUUUAACUCUGCUCUUUUCUUUUGAGUAUGUGCAGGCUCCAGCGCAGCAACGCCCCUUUUUGAUUCCCUGCUAAGGAGAGCAAACGUGGAUCGUGGGUAACGCGUUGGUUAAUAUGUUCAUUGAUCAACCCCUUCCGAACUGUUGUUGAGCCCACAGCAACAAGUGGUAGCCUCCAUCCAGUAGGGGAGAAGUUAGUGAACGGUGCCGUCUUUGCUUGUGUUCUAGCUUUAGCCUGUUUGAUUGUUUGUUUUCUAUUUUAUUACUGCCUGAAGGGGUGGUGGGGAAGGGCUGGAAUGGGAGAGAUAAAGCUGGCUGCCUCUGUCAGACAUUUUGUAAGCCCACUGAAAGGAAAAUGUGCACAAUGUAUAACACAAAAACAACUGACUGUCUUGUGGUGGGAAAGGUUGCUGCUGGUGACAGAAUGAAAGAGCACCUACUUCAGGAGUGGAUCAAUGGAUGGACGAUACAGUGGUAGAGCAGAAAAAGGUGUACAUUGUGGAAGAGAGACUUUGGGAAGAGACUCACAGCCUUAAACAUAGAAUUGAAAUCAAAAGGGGGAAUGGACCGGCCACUAGCAAACUUGGACUUUCAGAGGGCAUGGCUAUCUUGUUGUCCACAAUGUCAGCCACGAGUCUGCCCCGCUAGUCUGUCCCAAGGGUCUGUUAUGUCCUGUCAGAUCCCUACGAACCCUUUUAUACUCUCUCCUGUGAAGAAGAAGGCAGUGGGAGGCUGUGCAGGAAACUCCACCACAACACAACUACAGUGGUACCUGUGGAGGAGAAAACAGCAACACAAGGUGUUUAGUUUGGUCUGUUCGUUUCCCUGUCUAUUUUAUAAGCUAACACUAGAGGGCGCCAUAGUGACAGAUUCACUGUAGCCUGCCCAUUCUGAGGAUCCUGGAUCUGUGAAGGAAACCCACACUAGGUGGUAGGAGAGAGACAUUCAACAUCCAGAAGGAGAUCAAAACUGUACAUUUUUAAGUGUAAGAAACAAACAGACAAAAUAUUUGUAAAUAUUAAGUUUCUUUCUUUCUUUUUUUGAGUGAAUGAAUGAAAUACUUACUUUGUGACAACAGAAGACAACAGGUGCAGUUUGCAAAAAUGACCACCAGCUCGGUUUGAGUUUGACCCCCAGCAGAGGGUAAAUUAACUUCAUGUACCACUGAACUCCUUUCAUGUGAUUUCAAAGUUCCUCCUCUUCAUUUCUUUAGUCCGUCUUGGUCCAAAGUUGCCCAUCAUUGUGUGGGCGUCCUGUAGCAUCAUGAUUCCUCACCAGGAACAGCAGUCACCGUAGCAGAGCUCCUCCUCCAUCCCAGCUCCGACAUGACAUGACACAUAUAGCUACAUAAUGCCACAAUGGCAAAACUAGUUCCCAACGUAUUCACAGUUUCAAAACCGCCUGCUUGGUUCAAGUUGCCUUAAAGGUGAUGUUUCAUUGCUGGCUCUGGGCUACUCCACACACCUUAGAGCAAACGCACUACCAGUGUUUUCUCUUUUGAAAUGUUUUGUUAUUUAACUGUACUACUUAUGUGUCUGUGAUGCAUGAUCUGUGCCACUGGAGUCCACGGCCUGUAUUUAUGGAAACAUCUCAGACAGUAAGAGCACUGAUCAACAGCCAGUUCUGCCUUUCAUCAGCAUGUAAUUAAUGCAGCAGUGGAGGGAACUGGACAGUGAUUCAUAGUCAGCACUUCUAAACUGAGACCCGGAAUCCAAAUACAGUCAGUUAAAUGUUUGCUGUGUUGACGUGUAGCAGUGUUUACAUGUAGCCACUUGGUCACAUGUGGGAAUAACCUGAGGCCUUUGAUAACAUAAGAUGCCUCAUGUCCUCGUCCUAGAAUGAGAUCCCACAGGUGAGCCAACUUUUCCCCUCCAGGCACUGUGUUGCACUGUGGUUAUGAAGGUUCUGGUCUGAAGACGUGAUGUGAAGUAGCACCACAGGGCAGCAGGUCCUACCCAGCAGAGACUGAGAGUCCUGUGCACCUCCAGACUCUGAGCAUGUGUUUGCGUUGUUUGAGAGCAAAUCUGACUGGAUGUACAUGCAUUCUGGAGGUCAUAAAUUAACGUGUUGAAGCUUUAAGCUCUCAUUCUUAUUUCAAGACAACUCAAGACUGCCACAACAUCCAUGUUGAUUUGUUUUUCUCUUUUAUGUGCAAUUAUUUAGAGGUAAGCCUGUUCUUUAAAAGAAACGUGAUCAGUGGUAUGUUACGUUCAAUUCAAUCUGAUCCAAGUUUGCUCCGUGCAAAGCAGAGGGAUCAUUUAGAGAUCCUGCGUCUGGACAAAGGUAUAGUGAAGAACAUCAUGAACACAGCGGAUGGCAAAAACACACAGACUCACUCACACACCUUCAGCUGGAUGUCUGCUGGGCCUUCAUAGCGAAGUUGCACCUGUUGUCUUGUUUUUACAUUCUUUGUUGAAUUGAGAAACCCAAGACUUGACAUGAAGAAAAAUGUUGAAUAAAGGAGUUUUAAAAAAAAAAAAGAUGAUUAUUAAAAAAAAGUAAAGUAAAACUAUAUAAAUAAAUAAGGUGAUGAUAUUUCUGUUUACUUUAGAAGUUAUUACACACUGUAUGCUGUGAUUCUGAUCUGGGAAACAUUAAAGACAUUCAUAGCCAG